AUGGCGACCGUUGAGCACUGUCUCUACUGUUUCGAAGCCCUGGCCGCCCAUCUGGAAAGCCGGAAGCCCAUGACAUUGGCCGAGGUGCAGAAGUCCUGGGCCGAGUAUGUUCACUCCGUCGAUCCCGAAGUAGGCGAUAAGACGGCAGACGCUUCCGAAGCAGACAGCAGCAGCCGCGGAAAGCUAGCCAAGCGGCUACCGGCGCUUCAGCGCAUCGCCGCCUCAGUGUCAAGCAGCUCCUCGCCUCUCUCAUCCGGGUCCGCGUCCGCAUCCACCAGCAGCGUCUCGCUCGGGCCAGAAACCCCAGCCACCUCAAUCUCGUCGGCAUCAGCGUCAGAGGAGGAGGAACAGCCGGAGCCCAUUACCGAAUCCCCGCUCUUCGUAACCUGGAACACCAUCUCCCCGCGGCACGGGCACAUGCUGCGGGGGUGCAUCGGGACGUUCGAGCCGCAGGACCUGGACGAGGGCCUGUCGUCGUACGCGCUCAUCUCGGCGCUGCAGGACAUGCGCUUCAGCCCCAUCACGGCGCGGGAGCUGCCCUCGCUCGAGGUGGCCGUCACGCUGCUGACCGACUUUGAGGACGCCGACGACGCCAUGGACUGGGAGCUCGGCAAGCACGGCCUGCGCAUCUCGUUCUACUACCACGGCAAGCGCUACGGGAGCACCUACCUGCCCGACGUGGCGGUUGAGCAGGGGUGGACCAAGGAGGAGACGGUCGUGAGCCUAAUGCGCAAGGCCGGGUGGGUGGGCAAGAAGGACAAGUGGACCGAGGUCGACCUGAAGGUGGUCAGGUACCAGGGGAAAAAGGAAAGUCUGGAGUAUGCCGAGUAUAAGCGGUGGCGGGACUGGGUGGACAAGAACGGGAAACGAAGCUGA
Molecule: messenger RNA, 876 nt
Organism: Canariomyces notabilis
Lineage: Eukaryota; Fungi; Ascomycota; Sordariomycetes; Sordariales; Chaetomiaceae
Exons: 1
Coding region: 1-876 (291 amino acids)
Source: RefSeq, a predicted model, not a curated record